AUGGAUGAAGAUCAGCGGAUGUAUGACAACAUAAUGUCUGAAGAAGUUGAUAUGAAUGAAGAAAAUAAAGAGGAACCUGGUGUGAAUGAAGAAAAUGGAGAGGAGCCUAGUGCUCGAUCUGUUGUGUAUGAUAUUGGUUUUGUGGGGGUGAUUAUGAGGUCAGACACAAAUACUGAAAUUGGAGGAAGGACCUCAUUUGUUUUAAUUGGUUGUGAAAGGAGUGAACAAUAUAGGUCCAGGAAGAAAGAUUUAGUACGAAAAGUUACUGGCAAUAGAAAAUAUGGUUGUCCAUUUAAGUUGCGAGCGAAACUAGUGGUGGGAGGUGAAGGAUGGAUGGUGAAGUUAAUAUGUGGGAAUCACAAUCAUGCAUUGGCUAAGUCAAUAGUUGGACAUCCAUAUGUUGGUUGA
Molecule: messenger RNA, 408 nt
Organism: Glycine soja
Lineage: Eukaryota; Viridiplantae; Streptophyta; Magnoliopsida; Fabales; Fabaceae
Exons: 2
Coding region: 1-408 (135 amino acids)
Molecular function (GO): DNA-binding transcription factor activity, RNA polymerase II-specific
Source: RefSeq, a predicted model, not a curated record